Bacidia gigantensis is the source of this 2712-nucleotide messenger RNA. RefSeq lists its product as uncharacterized. NCBI's taxonomy places the organism in Eukaryota, Fungi, Ascomycota, Lecanoromycetes, Lecanorales, Ramalinaceae. The record is from RefSeq and is a predicted model, not a curated record. Gene Ontology annotation, biological process: proteolysis. Bases 1 to 2712 code for a protein of 903 amino acids. The transcript has 3 exons. Gene Ontology annotation, molecular function: serine-type endopeptidase activity.
AUGUCUCUCAAGACUAUUGAAAUCCAGGGGAACUCCCUUGAGCCCACCGAGCAGGGGCCAGAUCUGCCACUUACUCCUCGUGAUGCCGAAGAUGCACGGGGUACAAAACAUAUUCUGAUACAGAGUAGAGGCCUUCUUAACACUGAUCAGAAACUGGAGCUCCAGUCCCUUGGGGUUCACAUCCAAACUUAUGUCGCCGAAUCCACAUAUCUUUGCGAAUACAGCCCUGACGAUCUCGCUGUUUUACGUGCGAAGAACUACAUACUUUACGCGAAUGUAUACCUGGAGGAUCUCAAGGCCAGUACUGUCCUCAAAGACGACGACGAAUCCGCACCAGCGGGCGAAGGGACCCAGGCGGCAUCCGAUUCACUGCAUGUGAACAUCCUAUUUCAUCAAGGCGUCGACGCAUCCUCUGACGCGAUUAAGGCUAAAGUCGCAGAGAUUGCCCAUGUUGAUGUGGCUGAUCUGAACACCAGUGGUCAAAAAGCAGUAUUGAAAGUCGAAAAGCGGUAUCUCCAAGGUCUGGCAGCAAUUGACGAGAUACGCACGAUUGAAAAAGUCCAGGAGAGAAAGCUCUUCAACAACGUCGCACGAGGAAUUAUCAAGGCCGAAGUGAAUGUGAACAACACUUCAUACCACGGUAGUGGCCAAACAGUCGCCGUGGCUGACACAGGCUUCGACAAAGGUAACAAAGUUGGGGACGUUCAUCCCGCGUUUACCAAUCGUGUGUCAAGACUAUAUCCUCUUGGGAAGUCAGAUGCAGCUGACCCGGAAUCCGUUGAUGACGAAGGCAGACAUGAAGGUGGUCAUGGCACCCAUGUCUGCGGUUCAGUCCUCGGUGACGGGGUGGCUCCACACUAUGGUGGCAAAGUUCAAGGGACGGCCCCGCAAGCAUCACUUGUCAUGCAAGCAUUGGCGGACGCGAACGGAUCUUUAGGAUACAUCAGCUCGCUUCCUAGCUUAGGUAACCUCUUCACUACACCUUAUGACAAUGACAAUGUACGAAUCCAUACAAACUCGUGGGGUAUUCCAUACUCUGGUCGGCAGAUUGCAUACAGCAUCAACGAUAAAGAUAACCACGCAGCCAUGGACAUCGACCACUUCAUAUGGACCCAUAAAGACAUGACCAUCUGCUUUGCCGCGGGCAAUGACGGGAGAGACCCUGGCAAACAUGGUGUAAUCGAUCUACGACAGCUCGGCUCCGAAUCAGCGGCCAAAAACUGCAUCACCGUCGGCGCCAGCGAGAGCCUCCGCCCAAACAUUGCUUUGAAGUAUUGGAUGUUCGACCACCACGGGGGCAACGAUUUCCCCUCCGACCCAAUCAAGAACGAUCUAGUCGCCAACGAUCCCGAAGGCAUGGCAGCAUUCAGCAGCCGCGGCCCCACAGCAGAAGGACGCAUCAAACCCGACGUCACCGCCCCCGGCACAACCAUCCUCUCCACCCGGGCCCGCUCUCUUUCAAGCGCCAUCGAGGCAUCCGACGACCCUGACUGGACAUUCAUGAACGGCACAAGCAUGGCCACGCCUCUCGUUGCAGGCUGUGUUGCCGUCCUUCGCGAAACGCUCGUGAAGAACGGAACACCGAAUCCGCCAGCUGCAUUACUCAAAGCCCUCCUCAUCAACGGCGCAGUUGACAUGAAGGGUCAGUAUCAGACCAAAGACGUCGGUCCCUCUCCCAACCCCAUCAGCGGCUGGGGCCGCGUCGACCUCGCCGGCUCCGUCAUCCUCCCCGGCUCCGCGACCGCCGGUUUCGGCAUAGGCGCCCCCCUCCGCGAGGGCGAAGCGCGUGGUUUCACUAUCAAAGUCCCCUCGAAAAUCCCCGGCGCUCCUGUCGGAGACCAGACUCCCCUGACGGCCAGAGCGUCGGGACUUAAGCUGAAAAUCACCCUCGUGUGGACGGACCCUGUUGGGCCGCUUUUGCAGAAUAAUCUUAAUCUCAUUGUUAGGGUGGGGGGUGUUGAGGAGAGGCAUGGCAAUAUGGGCACGGAUGAGGGGUUUGAUACCACCAAUAAUGUGGAGCAGGUUUCGUGGGAUAAUGUGCCGAGUGGUGAUGUGGGUGUCACGGUCAGUAAGACCGACAAUGAUCCUAAUUGUCCAAAAUCUUUUACUCCGCAGCGAACCAAUUUGCCUAUCUACCCAACAACACUAAGCAACAAAGCCAAGCCACCUCCAAGCGCCACCAUCGUCAGACCAGGCUCCACCGUCAACCCCACCCCAGUGAAUGGUGUGAUUGAUGGGUUGAUCGCCCCAGUAGGCACAGCCGGAGUCCCAUUACCAAUCAACCCAGUCCCUGACGCAGAGGCAGUAUUCGCACGACAAGCGCUCAAAUUCUUCGGCAGCUGCCCCCGACAGGCAGACAAAGGUUGUUGGAGAGAAAAAGAAACAAGCACUUACAACUCAGCUCCUCACUUGAACAAGAAGAGAAUUCGCACGGCGCAAGACUAUCCACAAACAGCACACAAUGGCAAACGCAUUCGCGAUCGUCCUGGCCGAGACAUCCACUCGCCGUCAAAGCGGCUGGUAAGCAUGAUUGCUUUUUCCCUCAUCAGCUCAAUUACGGCAGCACUCCAGGAGAAAGCACGUACAGUGCAAGCGGGAAAAACACUAAUAUCGCCCACAUCCUUCCCCACAACCUGCGGGCCUAGCGCAAUCGACGUCGCGGACGCGAUCGCGGCCGAUGCUAAGGAGCUGAGAGAUGCGUUGGCGGCGUAG